AUGACCACUACUCCGAAAAGAUCAGCGUCUGCAGACAAAUCUCUCCGACUGCGAUGCACGUCCAUCGAUCACUUCGACGGCUUCAUCGCAGCAGACGUCGCUGCAAAAACCGAAGCAGAUCCCGUCAUUGUCGACUUUGAAAUAGCUAAGCAAGCGUCACCGAUGUGCGGCGAGAGCGACGAUGAGAUGAUUCUGAGCGGCAGAGUGACAGAGGAUGAGGCUGAGGCUGAGGCUGAGGCUGAGCACUGCACCGAGGAGCAGCAAGAACCGGAGACAGCCGUGUUGGACGAUGAGAACGCCGGAGCACCUGAGCCAGCGGGCAAUGAGGAUGGGACGGCGCAAGAAGCUCAAGAUCGGGAUGACAACGUCCUUGCCUCUCCGCGUCGAUCACAGCGAGCUCGUCAAUUAGCGCAUCAUUUUGCCAACUCUUCAUGGGUCCCUUGGCAAGAUUUGCGCAACAGUCGAGUGACUCUCCAGCCUGAACGGGCUGCUGAGCCGGUUGCUCACGCACCAAGAGUUCCUUCACCUCGCAAAAGACCUCGCGGUUCGAAGAGAAAGCGUGGAGCACAAGGAGGAGGAUCGGACGCUGCCGCUGCGAGCGAAACAGCAACGGAUGCGGCCACUGAGAGCCAUGCAGGAGCAGCAGCAGGCGACGGAGAUCAGCAGGGAUAUGGUGUGGAAGCGAUCCUCGGCCAUUCGUACCGCUUCGACGAACUGUGGUUCGCCGUAGAUUGGGAAGAUUGCGACUUUGGCGAGGGUGAGUUGACCCACGGUCGACCACCGCCCUUUGCAAUGCAGAGUCUCGCUGAUCGUUUCUGCAUUCGGAUGUUAUGCAGCUCUCUGGCAGCCCGCCGCCAAUCUGGUCACGCACUGCGGUGACCUGGUGGACGAGUACAAGGCGAUGCUGGCGUUUAAGAGGUGGUACAGGCGCUGGGCGAGUCGUCAAGCUGGGGAAGCAAGACGAUGGGCUCGGCGAUUCUGGAAUGCGCAGCAGGGCACCAACGGCCCCUUGUCGCGUGUGAGUAUGCAUGGUCUUGUUCGACACGCUUCAUGGUGGGCGGCGUUGACGUUCGUAGUCAUCGUGAUAGGAGCCGCCUCUCGAGUCCGCUGAUUGGGAGAUUCCCGACUUGAUCGCAUUCACGAGCGAUCUGGCGGACCUUUGA
Molecule: messenger RNA, 1163 nt
Organism: Ceraceosorus bombacis
Lineage: Eukaryota; Fungi; Basidiomycota; Exobasidiomycetes; Ceraceosorales; Ceraceosoraceae
Source: the annotation of a GenBank genome assembly